AAAAGAAAAAACCCUUGUUAAACCCUAACACUCGAGUAGUGACAACGAAGCCCGUACCUAUAAUUGAAAAAUGCAGCAACACUGGUGGCGCACCGCCGGAGACCGGCUGAGAAAGGUGGCAGAUUAUUAUAGAAAGUACCAUACAAUACAAGCCAUACCAAGGGAAGUUUCGGGUCCCCGAAUAUCGGCCCGAGACAGAGCUCAGGGACGGAUCCCUGCCGUCGUCUUCUCCUCCGCCGCAGCAGACUCCACAAAGCAGCUGCUUACAACUGAACAGAAGCAGAUUCAUUCUAUUCUUAGUACGGUGGAUCCCGCCUUCUUCUGCUCCACCACCUUCAAGCUUCAAGUUCGGGCCGGGUCCGGGUCUUCAGUACUUCUUCACUCUGGAAAUGUUCUCCCCGUCAAGCUAGCGAGAGAUGAGAAGACAGGGAAGGUGAUGAAUAUGGUAUUUGUUUGGGCGGAAGAGGGAUCAACGUUGGAGGUAGACGUGCCCAUUGUUUUCAAGGGUGAAGAUUCUUGUCCUGGCCUUAAGAAAGGAGGACAGCUGAAUACCAUAAGAAAGAACCUGAAGUAUCUAUGCCCAACAGAAUGCAUCCCUCAAAAGAUCGAAGUGGACAUAAGCAAUUUGGAAGUAGGAGACCGGAUAUUUAUGAAGGAUAUUCAGGUUGAUCCGUCAUUGAAGCUUUUAAGUGGGAAUGAUACUAAACCUAUCUGCAAGAUUGUGGCUUCAGAUGUUGAUAGUUCACCUCUGGAAACCUAAUGUUGUAAGUGUAAUGAUUCUUCCUUGUUUUGACUCAAUCUUUAAGAACCAAUUCAUGAUGAAAGCAGCUUCACUUUGUGGGGGUCUGAAGAAAUAUGGCAAUUUUUGAUGGGUAGGCUGUACUGCAAACUUAGAGAGAGAGUAUGUGUUUGAAAACUAUUAGGUGUAUUCGGGUGUACCGUGCAGUCGUGCAACCACAUUUUCUCCUCGGGAAAAAGUGUGAGAGUACGCGGUACACCCAGGUGCAUCUAAUAUGCUAUGGGGGGAGGGUUCAUUGGUGACUCCGGAAAGCUGCUACAAAAAAAUGCACCCCUUGUAUAACAUCUGAACCCGUGCACUAUAACAUGGACAAUCUAUUGUAAUCCAUCCUUAAUUUAUAUGGAGUAGCAGUUAUUCUUUUCCUCUG
This is a messenger RNA of Spinacia oleracea (spinach), 1166 nucleotides long. RefSeq lists its product as uncharacterized. NCBI's taxonomy places the organism in Eukaryota, Viridiplantae, Streptophyta, Magnoliopsida, Caryophyllales, Amaranthaceae. The transcript is spliced from 3 exons. Bases 71 to 760 code for a protein of 229 amino acids. Gene Ontology annotation, biological process: translation. Gene Ontology annotation, cellular component: ribosome; cytosolic large ribosomal subunit. The record is from RefSeq and is a predicted model, not a curated record. Gene Ontology annotation, molecular function: structural constituent of ribosome; 5S rRNA binding.